AUGCAGGUUGGCAUUGAAACAGCAGACAAGAGCCGUGGCAUUGAUGUGCCAUUGAAUGAUUGCCAUGCGAUCGAGGAAGAAGAUGUUCUUACUGUGUCUUUGAGAAAGCCAUGCCGUCUCUUCACCGGUCCUGACUGUACCGGACACAACACAUUCUUGAGCCCUGGCGACCACUCUUCGAAGGAUCCAAUUCCCGUUAUCGAGUCGAUAUUUUGCCAAUCAUCAUUUUGA
Molecule: messenger RNA, 231 nt
Organism: Penicillium vulpinum
Lineage: Eukaryota; Fungi; Ascomycota; Eurotiomycetes; Eurotiales; Aspergillaceae
Exons: 3
Coding region: 1-231 (76 amino acids)
Source: RefSeq, a predicted model, not a curated record